AUGGCCAAGUUUGGUAUCCAAGUUAGUAUGGGGCAAUGUAGAAGAGCAAAGAAGUAUGCACUGAAUCUUGUUGAAGGUAGCCUUGUUAAACAUUAUGAUAAGCUAUGGUCAUAUGGUCAUGAGAUUUUAAGGACAAAUCAUGGGUCAACUGUGAAACUAGAUGUGGAGGAUGGUCCAGAUGGAAAGAAAUAUUUUAGCAAGUUCUAUUGUUGUUUUCAAGGAGUUAAACAAGGUUGGAUUGAAGGGUGUAGAAGGAUAAUAGGUCUUGAUGGAUGUUUUCUUAAAGGUGUGUGUAAGGGGGAAUUGCUUUGUGCUAUUAGGAGGAAUGAAAAUGACAAGAUAUAUCAUAUUGCUUGGGCAGUGGUUAAUGUGGAGAACAAGCAGAAUUGGAAGUGGUUUUUAGAGCUUCUCAUUGAUGAUCUAAACUUGAAUUUAGGAAAUGGUUUCAGUUUAAUGUCAGACCAACAUAAGGGUUUGAUAGAGGUUGUUAAAGAGUUACUGCCAUAUGUAGAGCAUAAGCAGUGUGCUAGACAUAUUUGCCAGAAUUUGCAGAAGAGAUUCACUGUUGAAAAUGGCUUCUUAGAAAGUUUUAAUGCUGUAAUAGUAGAUGCCAGGAAGAAGCCCAUAAUAACCAUGUCAGAGGAUUUAAGAUUAUACAUGAUGGACAGAAUCUACAACAUUAAAUUAAAGGGACAACAAUGGGGAAAUCAUAUUUGUCCAGAGAUAAGGGAUAAGGUGAAUUUGCUUAAAAAAGUUCAAAGGCAUUAUCAGGUACUACCAAGUGGAUUAAACCAGUUUGAGGGAAUAAGAGAAACAGAUGCAUAUGAGGUGGACUUAGAAAGGAAAACAUGUUCAUGUAGGUUGUGGCAAUUGAAUGGAUAUCGAUGUACUCAUUCUGUAGCUAGCAUAUCCUUUCUUAAUAGGGAUGUAGAAGCCUAUGUAGACAACAUGUUUAGCACAACCACAUUUAGGAAGGAAUACAAUUACAAAAUUGCCCCCAUGAAUAGCAGUGACAUGUGGUCAGAGACAAAUUAUACUCCACCAUUGCCUCCUAUUAGUAGAAGGAUGCCUGGUAGGCCAGCUACUAAGAGGAAGAAAUCCACUACAGAGAAUACAGGAACACACAGGGUUUCUAAGGAUGAAAAGAAAAUUAGAUGUAGUACAAGUGAACCACAACAACAUGAAGAGGUUGAAAUGACUCCAAUUGAGAUGGAUACUACUCAAAAUGAUAUGCAAGUUACUCCUACUGAUGUUGAAUCCAGUAGUGCAGGGGAUUUUAGUCAGUCUAUGCAAUUUACUCCACCUAGAAUUUAUGAAGGUGAUGAGGGUGUUGUAGGUGAGGAAGUUGUUGUGGGUGAGGAAGCCGAGGAGGUUGUUCCUAUUAUCCAGGACCAACAGGUAAGGGUUAGGCCAAUUUCAAAUAUUUUGAAGAGGAUAAGAAGAAGAAAGUCAGAGAGAAUAUUGAAGCUGAAAUUAGGCAAAACAAUUGGUGGUGUUGAUGAUCCAGGAAAUUCUAAAGGAAAAGCUUUUGAUGAUGGUAAUUUGGAUUUAAAGUUUAUGUAUUAG
Messenger RNA from Lactuca sativa (garden lettuce), 1566 nucleotides. Lineage: Eukaryota; Viridiplantae; Streptophyta; Magnoliopsida; Asterales; Asteraceae. The record is from RefSeq and is a predicted model, not a curated record.